AUGAAGACAUUCGGUUGCAGGUCACAGGGCGGACGGAAGCGGGUUGGGCUGUUGGCGGUAUUGGUGGACGCGGAGGGGCGUCGGCCUGUAGUGGAAGACUGUGUGCCACGCAUGGUGGCCUUUGUGACAGGACAUGGCGAGGCAGAGGCGGGUAUCGGCCGCGGGGAGGUGGCGUUCGCAGCGGUGCUGAUGCCGACGGGCACGAGUGUGGUGCACAAGUGUGGCGGCGAGUUCGACUGGUUCCAGACCUGCACGCGGAUGAUGAUAUACCCGGCGUUGGGAGGCCGCGCACACGGUGUGGAAGGCGAGUUGCGGCGCACACUCGAAAAACGACUUGCAGCACUUGGACUCGAACACGCGCCUGUGGCAACGGAACUGCGCCGCGAAAUCUUCGGCACACCCGAACCUGCUUCCGGCUGGGAACAGGCUUGGUGGCGCACCUGCAGGGAGCCCCGCGCCGUCAAAGAACACUUUUGCAGACCACUCUUACAAUCCGAGUUCGAAAAGCUACUACCGCUCGUGGAGCCCGACUGGCUCGAGACGCUGGUGCGUGCGCGCCACACUGCCGCCGUCUGGGACGAGCGCGCUGCGCGUGCCACCCCUGUGGGGUACAACGAGACCACUUAUUGCAGCCCAGUCCGGCCCAGCUUAACCCCGCCGGACUUAGUCCGGUCCAGGUCAGGUUCGGACCUGGUCCGAUGCUGGGUUGGUCCGGGGUGGCGCGACGAGGGUGCUGAUUUGCUCGGGCGGCGUCCCUGUCUUUCACGGCGUAGGUUUCGUCGUUGGUUGCGAAUCGUCCGACGAACGCCGCGCUGGUGCGUGGGUCUGAUAGCCGUGCACUUGGGGCUCGGCGGUAUGUUGGUGUACAUGCUGGCGGGAGGGUUCGAGAUGGCGGGGGGGUUGGAGAUGGCGGAGAGGUCGGAGAGGUCGGAGAGGUCGGAGAGGUCGGAGAUGUCGGAGAUGGCGGUGGAUUGUGCGAGGUUCUGGGGGGGUGCGCCUGAGUGCGUGGGUAACGCGGUGUGGAGACAGCCGUUGAAGGCAGAGUCUACGUGGCAUGCGAAGGAGUUGUCGACAGCGGAGUUGUCGACAGCGGAGUUGGAUUGGUUGCGUGAGUGCUGUGCACCGGUAGCGAGACGUACGAGGGAGGCGGUGCUGGAGUGGCACGUGGGUGAGUCGGUUGCAGCAGGCCCGUUAUGUCCGGCGGGAGGUAAGCUGACAUGUGAGCGGUACCUGGACGAGUCAUCAGGAGCAUGUCGUGGUUACAUACCGGGUGUUAGUGAGUCAGUUUGUUAUGGUUUUGGUGUGCCUUACAAGUACGAUUUCCUCAGUGUGUUUCGUGCCGUCCAGAAACGAUUUGAUCCAGAACGCUGCACCGUCAGUUGUGACAGCUCCGAUUGGACGCGCGCCCGUCUCUUGUUCAGACUCCUCCAGGAAAGCUUCAACAGCGAACCCGAUGACCCCGUCCACCUAAUCGGCUCCGAGCCGCCUUACUUACGCUCCAAGGCCCGGCGCCGACUCAUUCGUGAUCGACGACCAGAAACUAUUGACGAAGUAUUCCCACGUGACCCACGGUGCUCCGGCUCAUGCGAGACUUGUGACCUCCCAUACUUCCAACAAUUCCAAAACUGUUACUGCGAUGUCGCACACUUAAACUGCAAUGUUACCCACCACGAGAAACCUGACGGAUCCGUGCUGUACGACCAAGCCAAAACAACCUUGAAAAUACUUGACAUCAAAACUACACCUCUACAACUCGGACGCCGCCUCGCAUCCUACGCAAAUGACACACAAAUCACCGAAUGCGAACACGUCUGCCAACGACGUCCCCGUCUCCACUAA
Gregarina niphandrodes is the source of this 1839-nucleotide messenger RNA. RefSeq names its product putative transmembrane protein. The coding region runs from base 1 to 1839 and encodes 612 amino acids. The record is from RefSeq and is a predicted model, not a curated record. The transcript has a single exon. NCBI's taxonomy places the organism in Eukaryota, Apicomplexa, Conoidasida, Eugregarinorida, Gregarinidae.